Molecule: messenger RNA, 743 nt
Organism: Halteromyces radiatus
Lineage: Eukaryota; Fungi; Mucoromycota; Mucoromycetes; Mucorales; Cunninghamellaceae
Exons: 1
Coding region: 144-467 (107 amino acids)
Source: RefSeq, a predicted model, not a curated record
AACAGAAACCAAUCGGUAUGUCUUUUCUCUUGAUCAACCCACGUUUUAUAUUUUAUACACCCUUUUACACAUACAUACAUACAUACAUACAUACACAUAUGCACAUACACAUACAAACAGAAGCUUCAUUGUAUAUGAAGUGAAUGUCCAUUGGAAGAACUCUCUCUGGAAAGGCAACAGGAAAAAAAGGAUGGAGCUUUUUUUGGUUAUUUUUUAUUUUACAACCUUUUGAUGAUGGAAAAAAAAAACACACACAAAUACGAUGUAUCUGGUAUUGCGCUAUCAAUUGUGGAGGUAUUGAUGGUUUAUCUCUUUUUAUGAAGAUUCAAUGGAUUGCCAAUCUUGACUAUCUGGAUAUUGAAUUAUUAUUUGGUGGUAUAUAUUAUUAUUUUGUGUGUUUAUUAUUAGUAUUAUUAUUAUUAUUAUGGUUGUUGUUUGACUUGAUCUUGGGAUUUUUUUUUUGUUGAUACAUAUAUAUUAUAUCGAUUUUUGGCUCUUUCCUUUGGUAUUUGGUGGAUAAUGGUUCUCUCUCUCUCUCUUCCUUCCUUGUUGUACUUAUCUUGGGAUUUACCUUAUGUUUCUUCGAAUUAUCUCUUGCUCCCUUUUCCCUUCAUCUUCCCUAUUCUCUCAUUAUUUAUAUUUAUUCAUGGAAACUGAUAUAUCAACUCUUCUUUUUUUUUUUUUUAUUCCCUUCCUUCUUUUUUUUACGUCUUCAUCUUAUUAUCAUUUCAAUCCGAUUUUUU